ACCAGCCCGUUUGGGGAAGUGCUGACUGGGGUUUGGAUCUUUCAUCAGAAACAGGAAGUUCUGGUGACUCACUGAGACAGAGGUCCAUUAUGAAAUCCAGAACCAGGACUUUAAAGUGAUGAGUAGACACUUUACUCAGCGUUUAAGAGUCAGACAACAACCUGCUUGUACAGACGGAACCAAGGAGCGGGUCAGAAUUCCUCCUGCAGGACCAGAACAUCUGCUUGGUUCCGUUGGCCCACAGCCCCCCCACCACGAUGUCCGACUCCCUACAUGACCAGGACCUGGAAGGAUGUGCCCUCUGGAUCAAAGAGGACCCGUCUCACCUGGUCUCACGUUGGUCCUUCUUCAGACGCUGGCUGCCUGCUGUUCUGAUGGCUGCAGCCGUCCUGGUCCUCAUCGUGGUUAUGGCAGUCACUAGUGCAAAGGCAUCAAACCGUCUGUGGUCUUCGGAGCAGAAGGUGUCCGACCUGGGAGACCUGGUUAAUUCUCUGAAGGCAUCUCUCCAGCAGACCGAAG
Nothobranchius furzeri (turquoise killifish) is the source of this 519-nucleotide messenger RNA. The record is from RefSeq and is a predicted model, not a curated record. Lineage: Eukaryota; Metazoa; Chordata; Actinopteri; Cyprinodontiformes; Nothobranchiidae.